Molecule: messenger RNA, 989 nt
Organism: Nelumbo nucifera (sacred lotus)
Lineage: Eukaryota; Viridiplantae; Streptophyta; Magnoliopsida; Proteales; Nelumbonaceae
Product: pathogenesis-related thaumatin-like protein 3.5
Source: RefSeq, a predicted model, not a curated record
UCAACCUUCAAACAAGGGCAGCCAAUCAGAGAGGAGAUAAUGGCUCCACAUCUCAGUGAACUACUCACAGUCUUGUUAKUCUUAAUUAUGACUAUAUCAGGAGUACAAUUAUCUGAAUCAGCAAGAGUUUUCACCAUAGUAAACUACUGCAAAGAAACAAUUUGGCCCGGCAUCACACCUGGUGAGAACUUUAAUGGAGGCGGUUUUGCAUUAAAGCCGGGCCAGUCAAUGGUCUUCACUGCCCCGGUUGGUUGGGUUGGUCGGAUAUGGGGUCGAACCGGUUGCAAUUUUGACAAAAAUGGCAAUGGAAACUGCCAAACUGCUAGAUGCGGCAACUCCCUCAAAUGCAAGGCCUCAGGACAAACCCCGGCCUCACUGGCCGAGUUCACACUUGCAGCGCUCGAUUUUUACGAUGUUAGCCUCGUCGAUGGGUUCAACCUGCCAUUAGUAGUUACACCGGUGAACGGUCACGGUAACUGUUCUGUUGCUGGUUGUGACGGUGAUUUGAGGCCCAAUUGUCCAGCUGAACUUUCUGUUAAAUAUGGUGGGAAGAUCAUCGCCUGCCGGAGUGCAUGUGAUGUAUUUGACACCGACGAGUACUGUUGCCGGGGUGUCUACGGUAACCCAGCGGUAUGUAAACCUACAUUCUACUCCAAGAAGUUCAAGGAAGUAUGUCCUGCAGCAUAUAGUUAUGCAUAUGAUGAUCCGACCAGCAUUUUUACAUGCUCUGGGCCAGACUACAUCAUCUCCUUCUGUUCAUCAAGGAAGCAAACUGUGUGCACCUAUCACAAUAAUAAGCUUAUCUGCAGUGGAUCAAAUAGCUUAAAAUCACUCACUCGAAAAUGGUGGAUCGUGGUGCUUGCAUUAACAUUGAUGAUUAGUUCUUGGAUUGUGUUUUAAAAGAAAAGAACAUAAAUGUAAAUUCAUUAUUUUUUGAGAGCAAUUGUUCCCUUGUACAUUUGUGCCUGCUACAUAAAACAAAAUAGUUC